UGGACACUUCAAACUGACGGGCCGCCUGCUUGGUGUCAGUUUGAAUUUUCACCUCGGUGGUCUGUAAGGAAAAAAAAGCUGCAUUGCCCUGUUAAAAGAGGAAACCACCAUAUUUUCAAAAUGAGCAAAUAUAAUCUUCCCUACCUAUUCAAAAGACAAUUUAUUGACCUGUUGGCAGUUUGUGAGCUGCCUCUGAAUGAACCCUGCAAUGCAAAUAAAACAAGGAUAGGAUGCACACUACAAGACUGCUGCUUCUUCAUGGAUGCCUGCUAUCAAAAGACUGUUCCAGGCCACAUAAUUGUGUUUUAUAGCUUGAUCGCUGUACUCAUAAUCUUAUUUUGGAUACUUCUAGGAUUUUGGUUUUACAAAUACAGAAAACAAAAGCAAAAGCUUGCUGAUAUUGAGAAUGAAAAUCGUCCAGAUGAAAUAGGCACUAGCAGUAAAACGCAGGAAAAAGGAAACCAGGCUGAAACCAGUCAUGUGAAAGAAUGCAGGGAUGAAACAGGUUGGGGAUGUAGAAAAUGAAGGCUUCAAAUAUAAAUUUUUGUAAUUCAGAAGAAAUGCCAAAAAUAUAUGUUCAAGAGAUGGAAGUCUAGAAAAUUGUAUUAUACUAUUUAUCAUAGUAAUUAUUAUAUUGUAUUUAUUUUAUAUUAGGUAUAUUUUAGAAA
Hyla sarda is the source of this 668-nucleotide messenger RNA. It is a transcript of the gene TEX29, whose product is annotated as testis expressed 29. Lineage: Eukaryota; Metazoa; Chordata; Amphibia; Anura; Hylidae. The record is from RefSeq and is a predicted model, not a curated record. Bases 121 to 525 code for a protein of 134 amino acids. The transcript is spliced from 6 exons.